AUGCGAGGUACUGUUGCUUCAGAAGAUCUACUUUUUGAUUCAGAAAUUGAACGCACAGCACGAAGCAACAGAAGUAGUGCAAGAAGAAGAAAGCGAGAAAGAAGAAAGGAACAGAGACGAAUUGAGCAAGAAGAGGAGAGAUCAACAAUGGCAGAAGAACAAAAUCCGAGAAAGACUAUACGUGAUUAUUCUAUGCCAGAUCCUAAUGGUUAUCAAGGAAGCAUUGUGAGACCUCCUAUUCAAGGCAAUAAUUUUGAAAUCAAGCUUGCCUUGUUACAAGUCAUUCAACAGAAUCAAUUUGGAGGUGCAGUUUCAGAAGAUCCUAAUUCUCACCUGGAGAAUUUUCUGGCAAUCUGUGAUACUUUGAAGUAUAAUGGAGUUUCAGAUGAUGCAAUUCGUUUGAGGCUUUUUCCGUUUUCACUACGGGAUAAAGCUAAAAGCUGGCUUCAAUCACUACCUCAAGGAAGUAUUUCUACAUGGGAGGAUAUGGCUACAAAAUUUGUAACCAAAUACUUCCCUCCUUCCAAAUCAGCGAAAAUGAGGAAUGAGAUCACCUCCUUCGUGCAGCAAGACAAUGAAUCCUUAUAUGAGGCGUGGGAGAGGUACAAGGAGCUAAUGAGGAAGUGUCCACAUCAUGCUUUACCUGAAUGGUUGCAAGUGCAGACUUUCUAUAAUGGUCUUUCACCCACUUUUAAGGCAAUGUUGGAUGCAGCAAGUGGAGGAUCAUUCAUUUUGAAAACACCAGAGGAAGCUUUGGAGACUUUAGAAUUAAUGGCAAACAACACAGUGAAUAUGCAGUUUGACCGUCAGAAUAGAAAAGCUGGAGUGUUGGAGGUUAAUACUUUGGAUGCUAUCUUAGCACAAAACAAGUUGUUAACACAGCAGAUGAAUGAUUUGACUCAGAAGCUGGGAAAUAUGCAAGCAAAUAAUGUGAAUACAAGAUCUCCAGGGUGUGAUUUUUGCGAAGGAAUGCAUCAAAAUGGUGAAUGUCAGGCCACUCACCAAGAGGUACAAGUAAAUGCAGUGGGACAACAACAAAAUCAAGUUUCUACCAACUUUAAUGCAAAUUGGAGAUCCCAACAAACGAGACCUUGGAGUAAUCCAAUCCAAUCUAACCCGCCAAGGCCUUCAUAUCAAUAUCAAGCUCAGCCCAACAAUCAGGGAAAAAAGAUGUUUACGUUGGAAAAUGCACUAGAGAAGUUAACUAUGCAAACUUUUACCUUUGUGGAGCAGACUUCAAAUUUCAUGAGUGAGACAAGAAUAAACUUCAAGAACCAGGAAGCUUCAAUAAGAAAUUUAGAGAACCAGAUUGGUCAGCUUUCAAGACAACUCUCUGAGAGAUCUCCUGGCACAUUCCCUAGUGACACUAUACCAAACCCAAGAGAGCAAUGCAAGGCAAUUCAAUUGAGGAAUGGAAGAGUGAUAGAGAAUGAAAAAAAAAAGUGA
This is a messenger RNA of Vigna angularis (adzuki bean), 1446 nucleotides long. RefSeq lists its product as uncharacterized. The transcript has a single exon. The coding region runs from base 1 to 1446 and encodes 481 amino acids. The record is from RefSeq and is a predicted model, not a curated record. NCBI's taxonomy places the organism in Eukaryota, Viridiplantae, Streptophyta, Magnoliopsida, Fabales, Fabaceae.